Molecule: messenger RNA, 4212 nt
Organism: Uranotaenia lowii
Lineage: Eukaryota; Metazoa; Arthropoda; Insecta; Diptera; Culicidae
Product: paired box protein Pax-3
Exons: 4
Coding region: 312-1796 (494 amino acids)
Biological process (GO): regulation of transcription by RNA polymerase II
Molecular function (GO): DNA-binding transcription factor activity, RNA polymerase II-specific; RNA polymerase II transcription regulatory region sequence-specific DNA binding
Source: RefSeq, a predicted model, not a curated record
AUUCGCCCCGAUAUCAGGUCGUCGAGCUCGCGUCGGAAUAUUCGUAACGUGGAGGUAGCCGCAGAAUCCAGAUUUUGAGAACCAGCCGCACUUUCGUCCUCGCUAAGAAUGAUUGUGUCGCGCGUUUGAUUCCGGUCCUCCUCCUGACGAUCGUGGCCUUUAUUGAGAUAAAUCAGUGUGCCUCUAUUAAUUACAGUGUUAUUUAUUGACUUAGUGAAAAUAUAGCAGUGAUUUAGCAAAGUGAUACAAUUGAAAUUAGAGUUAAUUGAAAUUUAAUUAAAGCUGAUUGGCUUUAAUGAAAUAGUUACGAAAUGGAAUCAGCCGGGUUUGAUGAUCAGAUAUUUAGUGAUUUCAACGAUUCGCUCAGUCCACUUGGAACAAAAGCGAUUCAUGGUAGUGGACCAAGUGGUCACAACAUUCAGGUGGUACUGGGCAUUAACCAAUCAUCACCUGACUCCUGCACACAGAGAUUACCUGAAGUGAAUAGUAUCCUGGCGGCUGGCUCGCCUAGUUAUAAAAAUAUAGAUUACACCAAUUUGAAUAAGGUGGACUACCAUGCAAAUGGCAAGGUCGAUCCUCAGUAUUCUCCCAAUUCCGGAAAAAUGGAAUACAUCAACUGUAAGCUCGAAUACUACCCAGCGCAGCUCAAUAUUCAUAACAAUCCGAAUAAAAUAGAAUAUGUUACAACCCUAGAUUAUAACGCCAACGGUCGCAUCGAGUAUAGCCCGCCGUCGAAACUGACCGAAUAUGGCAGUGGGAAGCUGGAAUAUGAAACCGGAAUGACCAUGUUCCAGCAGCCGCCACCGAUGAGCUCGACCACGCUCAACGGACUUAACGAUCCUGGCAAACGCAAAAAUGACGAUGUCAACAGUGCUUCCGGGUCCUCUACACCCACAACGACGACACCGUCGAUCAACGGUUCUGGACCGGAAGGAUCGGCCAAUGCUAGCAAAAAGAACGACAAGAAAAAGGGGGACCCCAACGGAAUCAAGAAGAAGAAAACGAGGACCACCUUUACGGCGUACCAGUUGGAAGAACUGGAGCGAGCCUUCGAACGAGCACCCUAUCCGGAUGUGUUUGCCCGAGAGGAACUGGCACUGAAGCUCAACUUAAGUGAAUCCCGGGUUCAAGUUUGGUUCCAGAACCGUCGAGCGAAAUGGAGGAAACGCGAGCCACCAAGGAAGUCAGCCUAUAUGGGCAAUAACAGUCCAUCAGCUCCUAUGAACGGUCCAAUUGGCACAACGUUCACACAGUUCCCGCAGACAACGACUGUAACUCCACCGGGUAGUGUGGAAAGUUGGCCCACUUACCAAACACCGUACGAGCUGAGUCCUCAUUUCAAUCUACUGUCUCCUGCCGCUAGUCCUUAUGGUUCCUUCACCACCCAGUACGGUACUUACGUGCACGAAAGUCAACUAUUCCCGGUAAGACAACAUUUCGAUUACGGCAGUCCAUCAAGGCCCGGGGGAGAAACGGAAGAAUCUCAUCACAAAGCUGAGCAUUACGCAUCGUUGGACGACAAGUUCGACACGCACUGCUCCGUCUCCGAUGGUGUGGCGAAUGGCAAAUACGUCGACGACACCAAAUAUAUCCAUGCGGUUAACAUCAUCGAUGACCAAAAGUACACAACCGGAAGCUGUCACCUGGAGGACCCGACACUGAAACAGUCUCACUAUGGACCACCACCCACCGGGCCCUGCCAGCCGCCUUCCGGGGAUGAGGCCGAUUCCAUGGGCGUUGUCAAGGCAGAGGAUAGUGUUAGUCAUAGCUACGUAUUGCCUUCUUUUUUGCGCUGAAACAAAUGCUGUCGGCAAAACGUUCUUAAACCAAGCAACGGAAAGGCGAUGUCGUUCAGCAGCAGGAAGAGAAGAAGGGAAUCAAUCCUGGAAGCGAAAGGGGAUGCCCAGAUGGAAGGGAUUGGAUUCGGGAUCAACCAGAGGGACUAAAAUUCCCUCACAUACGAUAUAGCGUAAACCCCUCACUGCAACAUACGUAGCUUUGUUGUCCGAUCUUUAGCCCAUGGGAUGCUUCAAACUCCUAUAUUUAUUUUUCAUUCAGCAUCCACGGAUUACUCUCUGUAGAUUUAAGAGAUGUUCGGUUUUACCACCAGUGAGCCUAUGUAAAUAAUCCUGCGAGUCGAACAGGUAUAACUAGACAGUCGUAAAAAUCAAAAUUACUGUGUGGAAGCGUAGGUACCGACACCGGAACCCAUUCGCAUCUAAUGAAAUCAAAACCUGAAGGUUUAUUUGGACAUUCGAAUGAGAUCAUCAACAAGUUUCAACCCCACAGCCGACAAUAAAAAGGUGAUACAUGGUGUAGAACAACGUUUGCUUCCUCGAUUGAAGGUAUCCUUUUUUGGACGGAAGGCUCAUGAAAUAACUUCUUGUUUGAUUCGAAGAUAAAUUAAAUGGAACCCGAAACCUGGUCGGAGACGAAAACAAAAAAAAAUCAAAGGAUAAACAUUCGAAUAAACUGCUUGUAAAGUUGUAAACUGUUUGUGAGAUCCUACCUGUUAAAGCACCAUAAAGCCUGAUUCGAUUUCUUAUGCCACCCAUCGAAGAGUGGUAUCUGUCCAAAUUAUUAAGAGGGUGUAUUCCACGAUGAAUUCUAACGCGUUGGAAAUUUGGCGCUAUCCUGUCUUCUAUUUGAACAUUCUAUUUUGAUGUUGAAAAUAAUUCAACAUCAAUGCAGGGCAAUUAAAGACCUUUAAUAGUGUGAGAAUCCCUCGAAAUCAAUAAAUAUCGACAGACCAAGAACUAAGCUUGAUAAAAUUGGAAAGAGUGAUGCUCCAUCUUUAUCUGAUUUAGCAUGGAAUUCGACCUACGCAACCAGUUUGUAUCAGUGAACCAAUCAACAUUUGCUUGUUCUCGUGUGUUUACGUAAUCGGAAAACCUCUGGAAAGCAAAUCCAGAGCAAAUUUUUAUAAAUUUUGAUUAAUGUCAAAGAACAGAUUCCAAUUUAUUAGGACUUUAAGCUGAAAAAAAGAUCAGGAAAAAAAUCAUUAAUUUGUAAAAUAUUCAGAAAAAAUCAAAUUUUCAUCAUUUGUCAAACACAAGAUCCCACCACCAGUUGAACUGGUAAAGCGUUGACACUGAUUUAUUCCAACUUUCGAUCCAGACGUUCUCCCCUAUGAAUUCCGGGCGCUGUUUCCGAAAAUCUCAGUACGAAAUCAAUUGAUUCUCCCGGCUGAGGCCGAAGGAAGUAAAGUACAUAUAAAAAGAAAAUAUCGCCGUUAUGGAGCCCAGCUAGGCAUUCAAUACGCAACUGUCGCUGUGUGUCGUUAUUUAUUCAAUAUCAAAUUUCCCAUCAUUCAGUAAACAGUGCCUGAUUGAUGAAAACAUGAAUAUUAACAUGAAAAAGGACGAUUUUGUGGUGAAGAACUGCGACUUGCUGUUUAGCCUCAAGGGGUAAACAUAACUUCUGUUAUAAAUUGAAUAGUGAGAAUUUUCCCAAAUUUUCUUCUUGCGUAUACGUACAAAGAGCCUCAUGUUCAAUGACAGGAUGGAUAAAUGUGAUGUUUGGUGACAUCAAGCAUCAUGGCCAGAAUUGUAUACUAGCUAAAUGGAAAACAAUGUGGAACACAAAAGCUCGUGGCCUGUUCAUAAACUAAACAAUAUUUGAUAUCUAAUUCAAAGAAUAGAUAGGAUCUUCACUUCUCGGUUCAAGACAAAGUUGAAAAAUAUAAUUUUUAAUCUAAAAUCAGUCAGUUUACCUGUUGGACUCCUUCAUCUUUUAGCCACUCUAUUUUAUUUGUUAAGCAUAAAUAUAAUAUAUUAAAUAAUGUACAAACAACAAAAUCCAAAGUCUUGCCAAAGAGAAAGAACAUGACCUAGAUGUCAAAAGUAGCCAAUUAUUCUUAAAGGUCUUCAUACAAAAAACGUUAACUUUGAAAAUAGUUUACUUCGACUAUGGUUAAGUGCAAAAUGCUACCGUUAGGCAUAAGAAAAAAUCAUGUUUAAUUAAGCUGUUUUCGCUGAAGUUGUAUAGCAUAUGUCUGAAAGUGCCUUGUAAAUAAUGUGGUCAUUAUUCCAUUGUAAACUGUCAAAAUAAUUAGUUUCCAUUCUCAAAUUGUAAACAGCUUAAUUCAUAAAACCACCAAAAUGUAGUAGAGAUAGAACAGAAAACCAAACAUGCGCAUUGUGUUUUUCUUUACUUCUGUUAGACGAAAUACUCUUUUGAAAAUGAAAUAAAUGUUUUAAUACGAGUAAACAA